Homarus americanus (American lobster) is the source of this 2117-nucleotide messenger RNA. RefSeq names its product probable 4-coumarate--CoA ligase 1. Lineage: Eukaryota; Metazoa; Arthropoda; Malacostraca; Decapoda; Nephropidae. The record is from RefSeq and is a predicted model, not a curated record. Gene Ontology annotation, molecular function: CoA-ligase activity. The coding region runs from base 349 to 1629 and encodes 426 amino acids. The transcript has 8 exons.
GCCUGCAGGCCAGGCUCAGUCAGUGACGGAGUACAACGCUCGUGUGGUCAGUGUUUACACAAUAGCCGCGGUGAUGAGUACUUUUCGCCUCGCUUCUCGGUUACUCAGUCAGGUUGUGGGUUCAUUCCAGGUUUCAGGUCUUCAUCAAGGUCCUCUUCAAGCUAAAGGUCCUUUCAGAGUACAAGGAGUGAAUAGUGACGUUCGCAGAUACACGUCCAGCUUACAGGAAGAAUCAGGGAUAAUGAAGUCUCCGUUCAGUGAUGUGGAUAUACCUGAUGUCUCGUACUGCAAAUAUAUAUUUGACGCUCAAGAAUCUUUCGCUGGAAGAACUGCUCUUAAGAAAUUGCCAUGCAGAUGGAGAACUCAGGAGCCUCGGCUGUUGUGACAGACCCACAGUUACUACCCAAAGUAAAAGAGGCGUGUCAGAUAUACAAAGGUGUACGAUACAUAAUAGUUAAUGGACCAGCACAGGAAGGACAGCUGUCACUACAACACCUUCUCAAAGAUGAUGGCAAAGCUUUCCCACAUAACAUCCCGAUUGACCCACUGGAGGACCUAAUAGUGCUACCAUACUCCUCUGGCACCACAGGACACCCCAAAGGCGUUAUGCUGACACAUAAUAACCUUGUAGCUAACCUCCAGCAAAUUUUACACAAAGGAUUCAGUAAUAUUAGGUGUCAGUCAGUGGACUAUCAGGAGGUAUUCAUGGGGAUCCUGCCAUACUUCCACAUCUAUGGGCUGGUUCCUUGUUUGGGACUUUCACUUAUUACAGGUUCUAAGUCUGUAACAGUCCCAACAUUUGAUCCUAAAUCAUUUGUUCAUGUUCUGGAGAAGUACAAGAUCACGUACCUUCAUACAGUUCCACCUAUUAUUAACUUCCUAACUCAAAGCAACUUAGUGAAACCUCAUCACCUUGGACCAACACACACCAUGACCUGUGGUGCUGCACCUGCAGGUCCAACACUUAUUGAAGAAUUCUUCAAGAAAUUUGGUGACGGGAUUAAUUUCCAGGAAGGUUAUGGAAUGACUGAAGCUUCUCCAGUGACUCAUCUAACACCUAAAGGCAAAUUUGUUAUUGGUUCUACUGGAGUUGUCGUCCCCAACACCGUGGCUAAGAUUGUUGACAUCAAUACUGGACAAUCUCUUGGAGCUAAUGAAGAAGGUGAAAUGUGCGUCAAGGGGCCACAAGUUAUGAAGGGUUACUACAAGAAUGAGAAGGCAACAAGGGAAACCAUUGAUGAAGAUGGCUGGCUGCACACAGGAGACCUUGCUAAGAUGGACCAUGACCAGAAUGUGUACAUUGUCGACAGACUCAAAGAACUCAUCAAAGUAAAAGGAUUUCAGGUUGCCCCAGCUGAGUUGGAAGAUUUAAUAAGGAGCCACCCUGAGGUAGAGGAUGUGGCGGUGAUUGGUCUUCCUCACGACAGGUUAGGAGAGGUACCUAGAGCCUAUGUGGUGCUAACGCCCAACUCCAACUUAUCUGAGGAAGCCAUUGCGGACUACGUUGCCAUAAAAGUAGCCCCUCACAAACAGUUGUUAGGUGGGGUAUAUUUCACUAAUGUAAUACCGAAGUCGGCAACUGGGAAAAUUCUAAGACGUGAAUUAAAGGCAUCUGCUCUUGUGCAAUAGUAAUUUGUUCCAAUAUUUCGAUGUUUAUUUUACUUGUCUUCCAGUAGACUAUCACUAUGUGAGUCUUAGUGAGGUCUUAAUACAAUUGUAUAUGCUGGCAUUUUGUCUUAAAAAAUUCCUUGGGGUCUGAGAAUAGGUUGAGAAUUUUCUAAUUUUGUUAUUUGUUCAGGUUUGAUUCUGUUUUAGCUGUACAUUGUCCUUUACCUGGAUAAUUGAGAUGUUUAGUACAUCAUGGGGCUUAAUGUUUAGUACAUCUUGUAGCAAUAAUAUUUAGUACAUCUUGUAGCUAUAAUAUUUAGUACAUCUUGUAGCUAUAAUAUUUAGUACAUCUUGUAGCUAUAAUAUUUAGUACAUCUUGUAGCUAUAAUAUUUAGUACAUCUUGUAGCUAUAAUAUUUAGUACAUCUUGUAGCUAUAAUAUUUAGUACAUCAUGUAGCUAUAAUAUUUAGUACAUCUUGUAGCUAUAAUAUUUAGUACAUCUUGUAGCU